AUGGCCAUGAAUGUAGAUAGCAAAAAAACCCUCGGUGUCGAGCGCCACUGCCUCGUCACUGUCGGCGCAACAGCCCGAUUCACUCAGCUCCUGACCGAGGUCCUGGGCUCCACGUUCCUCGACUUCAUCGCCGCGAACCGCUACACCCACCUCACCUUGCAGUGCGGCGACGACUACGACCACUUCUCCCGCCACGUCCUGCCGCCUCUACUGGAACGAUACCCGACACUGCAGAUCACUGCCUUCGCCUUCGUCGACGACCUCGCCGUCGAGAUGGCAAAGUGCCGAGCCCACCCGGGCCUCCGCGAGGCCGGCGUCGUUAUCUGCCACGCAGGCACGGGAACCAUCCUCGACGGUAUGCGGGUCGGCGUCCCCCUCGUCGUGGUCCCCAACCCGACCCUCAAGGACAAUCACCAGGUCGAGCUGGCUGAGGAGAUCCAGCGCCAGGGCUACGGUAUCUGGGGCCGCCUCGGCGACAUCUCGUGGGCCCUCGAGCAGCUGGCUCUACUGCUCGAUAAGACCGAGCGGCAGUUCUCGCCUCACCCGGUGGCUAACGAAGUCGCGCCACUCAACGUGGACUUGUGGCAAGUCAGCGGCGCCAUGAUGGGUCGGUAUUCAGGGGAGCCUACUACUGCCUUCAAGGCGCCCGCCAAAGUGGAAGGCAGUGAGGGUUCUAUCACAGGUGCCAGAAGAGAGGUGCAGCGGGAAGAGGUCGCCCAGAUGACGAUGGACUAG
This is a messenger RNA of Colletotrichum higginsianum IMI 349063, 735 nucleotides long. Its product is annotated as UDP-N-acetylglucosamine transferase subunit ALG13. The record is from RefSeq and is a predicted model, not a curated record. Gene Ontology annotation, cellular component: UDP-N-acetylglucosamine transferase complex; extrinsic component of endoplasmic reticulum membrane. Gene Ontology annotation, molecular function: hexosyltransferase activity. NCBI's taxonomy places the organism in Eukaryota, Fungi, Ascomycota, Sordariomycetes, Glomerellales, Glomerellaceae. The coding region runs from base 1 to 735 and encodes 244 amino acids. The transcript is spliced from 2 exons. Gene Ontology annotation, biological process: dolichol-linked oligosaccharide biosynthetic process.